CUUGUGUGCGGAGCCUGUACAGGCAGGAAGAGGCUAGAAGGGGCUGCUUGUUUUUAGUUAUUGAAAAUAACAUGAACUUGAAGGAGAACUUAAUUAUAGCGUCUCUUUGAACAGGAGACAUAUUUGUCGAUAACUCGUUUACACCAGCUCCACUACGAAUAUUUGGUUGUCUGUGUAGCUGUGAACAUGCAUUAUUAGUAUACGAAAGGUAGCUAUAAUAAUUAACGCAAAACUAAUGCUGAGAAAAACAUUGUUUUUGGAGGGUGAAAACAGUGCUUCUUGUUGUUCUUCUGUGUUCAGACAUUCAAGAAAGUGUUCUUAAUUUAAACGUGUUUUGUAAGUAGGUUAGUCUUGAAUUGAAGUUAAUUAUGCGUCGUUGACUCAAGCUGCUGAAUUAUAUUUUCUUGCGUUGAAUGUUUUGUUUUGUGAUUUAAUUUUAAAUAGUUUGGGUUAUAUUUGCGGAAGUUUAAUGUUACUAUAUUUUAAAUAUUGUCAUAAAUGUUAUAAAUAUUAUAGCUUGUUAAGAAGCGUAUGACGACCUAGUUAGAUUUUGUGCAACGUAAAUGUAUUGUAGAAUUGCGCAUUAUGAAAACGAAACGCUUUUGACAAGUUUUGGAAGUAACGUUUAACCUCAUGUCACCUCGUUCUUACACAAUACAGAUGGAAAUAUCAAAUUUGUAGACUUCAAUGUUUUGGUGCCAAAAGAUUGUUCUGUAGCUGCAUAACAUGGCACUCAAUAAGAUGGCAAAGACUGUUGGAAUAGCAAACAUCAAUGGAGACUUGGAAGCUUUUCUAGACCAGAACCAAAACCUUGCCAGAAGCAAUAUUUCAGUGGUUGCAGUCCCAGUUUCUUCUAGUUUGUACUCCUCAGCAAAGAUUACUUUAGCACCAAUAAACGUGAAUGUUGGACCCCAAAUGAUUAUAAGCACACCUCAGAGAGUACAGAACUCGGGCAGCAUUCUCAUUGGGAGUCCAUACACUCCCAAUUCAGCAAUGGUUACCCAGAGUCACAUAACAGAAGCAUCAGGUUGGGUUCCUGGGGUCAGAAAGCGGCCUCAUGAAUUUAUAGAAUCUGAUUUUUCAGACAGUAAAAGAAUGAAAAAGGUGGGUGAAAAGAAUGGGAAAGGAUUGAGACAUUUUUCAAUGAAGGUGUGUGAAAAGGUGCAGAAAAAAGGAACCACCACGUACAACGAAGUGGCAGACGAACUUGUCGCUGAGUUCACCAACUCGGCAAGCCUUCUGGCUGCUGAUUCUCAGGUUUAUGAUCAGAAGAACAUUAGGCGCAGAGUUUAUGAUGCUCUGAAUGUACUCAUGGCUAUGAAUAUUAUCUCAAAGGAGAAAAAAGAAAUAAAAUGGAUUGGGCUCCCUACAAAUUCUGCUCAGGAAUGUCAGAAUUUAGAGUUGGAAAAACAGAAAAGGAUGGAGAGAAUUAAACAGAAGCGGGCCCAGCUGCAAGAACUGAUAUUACAGCAAAUAGCUUUUAAAAACUUGGUGCAGCGAAACCAGCGGUCUGAGGAGCAGAACCAGAGUCCUCCGCCACAAAACUCUGUGAUCCAGCUGCCUUUUAUCCUUCUCAACACCAGUGUGCGCACUGUCAUUGAUUGCAGCAUCUCUAGUGACAAAUGUGAAUACCUCUUUAAUUUUGACAACACGUUUGAGAUUCAUGAUGAUAUUGAGGUGCUUAAACGGAUGGGAAUGUCCUUUGGCUUGGAGUCUGGAAAAUGUUCCUCAGAGAACCUGAAAAUUGCUAAAUCCUUGGUGCCAAAGUCUUUGGAAAGCUAUGUCACAGGCAUGUCUGCUGGCCCGUCCUGGUUAAAUCAGGAUCAGUUUACUUGUAAUUCAGAACCGACACAGACAGCCUUGCUCACCGGAAGGACUGCCUCCACAGCUCAUAUAAGCCCAAACUCCGAACUUUGUGCCAGCGCUGAAGUGGCCUUAACAACCGGACAAUGCCUGACCAGCAGCAGCUGUCAGUCCAGUAGCACAACGACAUCCCAUUACUCCGAGUCGCGUGGAGAGACGCCAUGCUCCUUCAAUGAUGACGAGGAUGAAGAUGAAGACUCCUCGUCUCCAGAAUAAAUAGAAAAGGUGAAUGGGAAGAAGAAAUCAAGCUGCUCUUCUGGUUUAUUUUAAGCUUUUUGUCACCAUUCCAUCUGUCUUUUGAAAGCUAUGUGUUCACAGUAUAGCUGAAAGGCUGUGGUUUGAUAGUAGAAGUGUUAAAGUGCAGUAUUUAGAAGGUAAGGACAUUAUCAGGGCAAGCAAAAACAAACUAUUCCUGUAGUUAGAGGACAGGGGUGGGGGAUGGGCAGGGUUAAAACUGGUAUUCACAUGUUGUAUACUUAUCAUAACUGCCCAUACAUUCAAAAUGAGACAGAUUGUGCAGUCUUCUGUUUAGUUUCUAGUUGUAUAAAUAUUUUUUUAAGGAACAUUUGCCUGACUAUCUUUUGAUGUCUUAAUUCUGACCUAGAAUCUUUAUUUUAUUUUUUUAUUUGUGUACUGAUUUAAUGCUGCUUUUAUUGUUUGAUUUAUUAUGUUCUCCCUUUAAAUCUUCUAUAUUAUCUAACAAAAAAUAAAUAAAAUAAACAAAAGAUAAGCAAAACCAAUAUAGAAGGAGGGGAAAAAUCACUCAAGAUCAAGAAUCCCAAACCAGGGCUUCAAACUUCCUUUUAAAAAGAAUCAACCAUUUGAAGAAAAAAAAAAAAAAAAAAAAAGAUUUUAUUUAAUAUUAUAUGAAUAUAAUAUGUACAAUAUUUUCCUUUUGUUUCAGUUGAAAUCUUUUAUUUGUAUGUGUCAGAUUUAAUAUUUGGGUUACCUAGUCUGUAGUGUGUGAAAAGAACCCUUUAGUUAUGCAGCUAUGAGUGAAUACUUAAAAUACAAAGGGGGGAUUUUGAAGUGCUGAUCCAGCUUGUGUUGUGUUCUCCCCUCCCUCCCUGUUCUUUUAUGCUGACUCCAGACCUUCUUGUACCCCACUGUCUUUUCUUGUCUUCAACUACUAAGCUGGCAACCAAUACAUCUUGUGCUACCCCCUUCUCUCUUGUUUUGUUCCCUGUUAAAACAGUAAGAUCGGAAUCUUUUCUCAGAAACAAUGCACAGAUUUGCUGUUUUUCAAAAUUCGUGUGUGUGUGUACCAGCUGCUGCAAAAAAUGUAAAUGUAUAAUAUAAUUUUUUUUCUUUUAAAGUAUGUUAUUUUUGUAUUUAGCACAUUUAUACACAUUAAUAAGCACACCUCUUUAGUCCUUAUCAUAGUCUUAUAAAUUACAUUUUUACACAUUAUCCUGAAUUGUUUUAAAAAAAAAAAAAAAAAAAAUACAGAAUAGUAAGUUUUCUGUAGUAAUAUGACACAGAAGUUUUAUUUUUUUUCAAACCUGAUUUUUUUUGGAUGAGUUCAUGUAUUUUGUUUUCUGUGAAAUGUUGUCAGGUAUUCAAAACAACGUGUCAUGUCAUAGUUGAAUAAUCCCAUGGAAAUCCAUUCGAUGGUAGUUGUGUGACAGUGCAUUAUGGGACUUUGAAGGAAAUGGAGUCCUAAGUAUCAAGUUUCUACCGAUAUUGUUGCCAACCAAUGGACUGCUUCUUGCUAAUGGCAAGUUGACACAUCCUGGUUAAGUAUAUCCAUAUAGAACUGGGGUGCCCAAUUCUGGUCCUGGACAUUUCCCUAUAUACAAUUAAACACGUAAAUACUUUAGGGCUUGGAUGCAGUUUUAAUUGGUCCACUUUACAUGGAAAAUAAAGCAUAACAUGAUUGGAACAGAGAGCUGCACUGGAAGGUUUCACACGUCUGAUGGGUAAAAGAGGAUUUAAUUCAAAUUUUUUUUUUUUUGGUCAGCAAAUUAUUUUAAUGAACUCUGCAGCAUGGUGGCACUAGUAGGAAAAACAAUCCUCAUUGGCUUCAUUUGUAAAUAGUAGCCUGUUUCUUUUUCUCACUAUUUUUAUACCAUGUUAAUAAAAGCUGUACUGUAUUUAAUUCAUCCGAGUUGUGCUGCAGGUGGGAUUUCUGAAGUGUAUACACAGCUAGCCAGACAAGGGCUUUGUAUUGUAUGUGCUUAAUGAUAAUUUUUUUCUUUUAUUGUACCUGGUGGCCUUGAUAAACUUUGCAUCUGUACAUAACCUGUAUUUGCAGAUUCAUGUGGUUUUCUUCAGAAAGAGGACAUUUUGUAGGAAGAGUUAUAAAAAUAAAAGUAAAAAAGACACUG
Molecule: messenger RNA, 4190 nt
Organism: Polyodon spathula (Mississippi paddlefish)
Lineage: Eukaryota; Metazoa; Chordata; Actinopteri; Acipenseriformes; Polyodontidae
Product: transcription factor Dp-2-like
Exons: 13
Coding region: 727-2079 (450 amino acids)
Biological process (GO): regulation of transcription by RNA polymerase II; regulation of cell cycle
Cellular component (GO): transcription regulator complex; nucleus
Molecular function (GO): RNA polymerase II transcription regulatory region sequence-specific DNA binding; DNA-binding transcription factor activity, RNA polymerase II-specific
Source: RefSeq, a predicted model, not a curated record